AUGGGCUAUGCUUUGGGAGAUCUGCCGCGCAAGAGAGUGACCCGAUCGACUCCCGCAUUACCACCUGAGACUCCGGCUUCACCACCUGCGGUUCCAGCACUGCCACCUACGAUCCCUGCUCUAUCACCAAAGGCUCCCGCCCUACCACCUACAAUCCCCACUCCACCAUCAGAGGUUCCUACCGCCCAUCCUGAGGAUGCUGCUCCUCCACUAGAGACCGGUACGGAUCCGACCGUAUCCAGUAGGAGCCCGCGAGUGCCCUCCUUCGUGAGUUUCGACGACUCGAUCCCCCGCAUUUCCAAGGAGUAUCCUGGCCCCCAGCAGCAGCAGCAGAGAGGUUCACAGCCGCCCCCACCACCGCAGCAGCAGCAGAGACCCCCACAGCAGCAGCGACAACAGCCCCUACCACCGAGGCCACCUCAACAGCAGCAUCAGCACUAG
Magnolia sinica is the source of this 441-nucleotide messenger RNA. RefSeq lists its product as uncharacterized. The record is from RefSeq and is a predicted model, not a curated record. Bases 1 to 441 code for a protein of 146 amino acids. The transcript has 4 exons. Lineage: Eukaryota; Viridiplantae; Streptophyta; Magnoliopsida; Magnoliales; Magnoliaceae.